AUGGUUGGACUGAAGCCUUCAGAGGUGCCUCCCACAACGGCUGUGAAGUUCCUGGGGGCGGGCACAGCGGCCUGCUUUGCUGACCUCCUCACCUUUCCACUGGACACAGCCAAGGUCCGCCUGCAGAUCCAGGGGGAGAACCAGGCGGCCCGGAGCGUGCAGUACCGCGGGGUGCUGGGCACCAUCCUGACCAUGGUGCGCACCGAGGGCCCCCGCAGCCCCUACAAAGGCCUGGUCGCCGGCCUGCACCGCCAGAUGAGUUUCGCCUCCGUCCGCAUCGGCCUCUACGACUCCGUCAAGCAGUUCUACACCCCCAAGGGAUCGGACCACUCCAGCAUCACUACCCGGAUUUUGGCGGGCUGCACCACCGGGGCCAUGGCAGUGACCUGUGCCCAGCCCACGGAUGUGGUGAAGAUCCGAUUUCAGGCCAGCGUGCACGCUGGGCCCGGGAGCAAUAGGAAGUACAGCAGGACAAUGGAUGCCUACAGGACCAUCGCCAGGGAGGAAGGGGUCAGGGGCCUGUGGAAAGGAACUCUGCCCAACAUCACGAGAAAUGCCAUCAUCAACUGUGCUGAGAUGGUGACCUAUGACAUCAUCAAGGAGAAGCUGCUAGACUACCACCUGCUCACCGACAACUUCCCCUGCCACUUCAUCUCUGCCUUUGGAGCUGGCUUCUGUGCCACAGUGGUGGCCUCCCCAGUGGAUGUGGUGAAGACCCGGUAUAUGAACUCACCCCCAGGCCAGUACCGCAGCCCCUUCGACUGUAUGCUGAAGAUGGUGACCCAGGAGGGCCCCACAGCCUUCUAUAAGGGAUUUACACCCUCCUUUUUGCGUCUGGGAGCCUGGAAUGUGGUGAUGUUCGUCACCUACGAGCAACUGAAACGGGCUUUGAUGAAAGUCCAGAUGCUACGGGAAUCUCCGUUUUGA
This is a messenger RNA of Eubalaena glacialis (North Atlantic right whale), 927 nucleotides long. Its product is annotated as putative mitochondrial transporter UCP3. Gene Ontology annotation, cellular component: mitochondrial membrane. Gene Ontology annotation, molecular function: oxidative phosphorylation uncoupler activity. Bases 1 to 927 code for a protein of 308 amino acids. The transcript is spliced from 6 exons. The record is from RefSeq and is a predicted model, not a curated record. Gene Ontology annotation, biological process: adaptive thermogenesis; mitochondrial transport; mitochondrial transmembrane transport. NCBI's taxonomy places the organism in Eukaryota, Metazoa, Chordata, Mammalia, Artiodactyla, Balaenidae.